AUGUUGUUCAUCAUACUCCUUGUUGCCCUUAAUCUAUCUCUAGUCACAAACGGACUGAAGAGCUCAUUUUUGCUUGAAGGAGAUCUGAUUUGCAGUCAGCACAAACUCAACUAUAGAAUGAACGUUAUCGAGGAGGAUAAUAUAUUUGAUGACAUAAUUGGGACGACUGGAGUAGUUUAUUCAUCUUCUCCCCACCGAUUCAAUGUAUCCGCCGUGGAUGAUGGCGAUGGAAAUAACUUCUACGAAAUUGCUCUGGAAAUUGUUCAUAAUUGCAAUACUGAUGAAAAACGUUUUAGAAAGUAUUUUCACAGUAUUGGAGAAUACCCUAUAAUUGACGGGUGA
Messenger RNA from Caenorhabditis remanei, 342 nucleotides. RefSeq lists its product as uncharacterized. The record is from RefSeq and is a predicted model, not a curated record. The transcript has 3 exons. Lineage: Eukaryota; Metazoa; Nematoda; Chromadorea; Rhabditida; Rhabditidae. Bases 1 to 342 code for a protein of 113 amino acids.